CCUCCCAGAGCACCCACGGAAGCCAGCCAGGAUGCUCUCCAUAUUCAACAUCUGGGGCCCGUUCAACAAAGCGCUCUUCUACCUGAGCCUCGCUGUCAGCCUGGCUGGCCUGGGGGGCAACGCCCUGGUGCUCUGGCACCUCGGUCUGCACAUCAAGAAGGGCCCCUUCAACGUCUACCUGCUACACCUGGCUGCUGCAGAUUUCCUCUUCCUCUCCUGCCAGGUGGGAUUCUCUAUCGCCACGAUCGCAGUGGGCUAUGAGGACACACUUCACUUCCCGCUCAUCUUCCUGUGGUUUGCUGUGGGGCUCUGGCUGCUGGCUACCUUCACUGUGGACUGCUGCCUCACCUACAUGCUCCCCUCCUAUUGUAGCCCCUCCUGCCGCCCCAAGUACACCUCAGUUGUGCUCUGCCUCCUGAUUUGGGCAUUGACCAUGCCGGCCGUGCUCCUGCCGGCCAAUGCCUGUGGACUGCUGUACAACAGGAUGAGUCUGCUGGUCUGCUUCAAAUACCACUGGGUCAGUGUCGUCUGGCUGGUGAUGCUGGCGAGCAUGGCCUGCGUGGGGAGCAAGAUUCUCUUAAUCUGUGGGAAGUGCUGCUCUUUGCAGCCACCCCCCAAGUUCUGCAAAGUGGCCCAGUGCUCCGGGAUCCUGCUGUUCUUCUGUCGCCUGCCCAUGGUUGUCUACUGGUGCCUGCGGCCAGUCAUAACAUUCCUGUUCCCUUUCUUCUUGCCAUUGGCCAUCCUCCUAGCCUGCAUCGACAGCAGCGCAAAGCCCGUUUUGUACUACAUGAAAGGCAGGCAGCUCAGGAAGAAGGAACCACUGCAGGUAGUCCUAAACAGAGCUCUAGGGGAGGAGCCCCAGUCAAGACUUGGGGGGCUAUCCCUGCCUAUGAGCCAAGUAUAGAGUGGCCCAUGCUAUACCCAGCUGUCCUGCCCUCAUAGCUGCCAGGAGAUCCCAGUCUUGCUCAAACCAUUGCCAUGUCCCAGCUCUGGUUCUAGGAACUUCAGGGCUCCCUCUCAUAAGCA
Phodopus roborovskii (desert hamster) is the source of this 1026-nucleotide messenger RNA. It is a transcript of the gene Mrgprg, whose product is annotated as MAS related GPR family member G. The record is from RefSeq and is a predicted model, not a curated record. The coding region runs from base 32 to 904 and encodes 290 amino acids. Gene Ontology annotation, biological process: G protein-coupled receptor signaling pathway. Lineage: Eukaryota; Metazoa; Chordata; Mammalia; Rodentia; Cricetidae. Gene Ontology annotation, cellular component: membrane. The transcript has a single exon. Gene Ontology annotation, molecular function: G protein-coupled receptor activity.